AUGAAUGGUGUUUCGAGUAGAACUCGGAGUAAGAAUGUUCCGCUCUUCGGUAGUAUUCCAUUUCAUGGGUCAUGUGCGUGUUCGUUGAAAACUAAGCGUAGAAAAAGUGAUAUGGGUUUGAGCUCUAAAAAAAGAAAGACAAAUAAAGAGCCUUUUGUGUUGCAUGGACAUGUUGAUGUUAUUUUCAUUGACAGUGACGAGGAAGGAGAUCAAGAGUCGUUGAAAUAUUGUGAUAAGAAAUUUUCUGAGGCUAGUGUGGAACAAGUUGAUAAUGGUGAUGUGGAUGGGUUGGAGGAUUGUGAAAGAAACAACUUUGAGGUUGACGACAUUGAUGUUAAAAAUGAGGAACAAAGUGGAGAUAUUGUUGAUAAUGGUGGUCAAGGAGGGUUGGAGGAUUGUGAAAAAAACGGUUUAGAGGGUUGUGUUGGUGUUAAGAAUGAAGUAGAGAGUGAGGAAAAUGGAGGAAUGGGUGAGUUAGCUGAAAAAGAUGAAAUCUUUGACGAUGAAAAGCGUGGUUUGAUAUCUGAUGGUGUUUCGAGUCGUACUCGGAGCAAGAAUGUUACGCUUUUCGGUAGUAUUCCAUUUCAUGGGUCAUGUUCGUGUUCGAUGAAAUCUAAGCGUAGAAAACGUGAUAUGGGUUUGAGCUCUAAAAAAAGGAAGCCAAGUGAAGAGCCUUUUGUGUUGCAUGAACAAGAUAAUGUUAUUUUUAUGGAUAGGGAUGAGGAAGGAGAUGAGAAGUGGUUGAAAUCUUCUGAUAAGAAAUUUUCUGAGGCUUGUCUUGAACAAGUUGAUAAUGGUGAUGAUGGUGAUUUGGAAGGAUUGGAAGAUUGUGAAAGAAACAAGUUUGAGGGUAGUGAUGGUGAUGCUGGUGAAGUUGGAGAUGAGGAUUGGUUGGGGUAUUUGGAUAAGAAUAAAUUUGAUGGUGGCGUUGGUGUUAAAAAUGAGGAACAAAAUGGAGAUAUUGUUGAUAAUGUUGGUGAAGGAGGGUUGGAAGAUUGUGAAAUAAGCCGUUUAGAGGGUUGUGUGGGUGUUGAAAAUGAAGUAGAGAGCGAGAAAAAUGGAGGAAUUGGUGGUGAUUUAGUUGAAAAAGAUGAGAUCUUUGAUGAUGAAAAGUGUGGGUUGAUAUCUGAUAACAUGAUUAUAGAUUCCCAUGAUGAUGGUGAUGAUGAAGGAGGGUUGAAAGAUUGCGAAAAUAAUAGUGUUGAGGGUUGUGUUGGUGUUGAAAAUGAAGUAGAGAUCGAGAAAAAUGAAGGAAUUGGUGACUUAGUUGAAAAAGAUGAAAACUUUGACGAUAAAAAGUGUGGCUUGACAUCUGAAAACCCCAUUAUAGAUUCUGAUGAUGAUGAUGAUGAUGAUGAAGAUGAAUCUGAUGAUGAUGAUGAUGAAUCUGAUGAUGAUGAUGAUGAUGAUGGUGAUGAAGAUGAUGAAAGUGAAGAAAUAGAGAUUAGUGAUGAAGAAUUUCAAGUUGGUGAGGUGAAUGAAGUUUCUGACAGUGAUGAUAGCAGUUCUUAUGCUGUUGAUGAUGAUAAUGGUGACGAGAAAGAAGCGAAGAAAAAGGGUUGGGAGGAGAAUGAGGAGGAGAAGAACAUGGAUUGGGAGGAGGAGGUGGUGGCAGAGGAGAAAGAGGUAGUGGACUUGAAAAUGGUUUGGCAAGAACAUGACAAUGGGCUGGAAGAGAUGGUGAGAGAGGCCAAGGGUUAUUUUGUUCCGAAUGAUGAAUUGGAGCAUGCAGACGACGAUAAUGUAAGAACCUCUAACGUCUUAAAGAAAAAGGGUUCUUUUGUUCCAAUGGAGGCUCCUUCUUCUUCUAAAUUGCAUCAAGCAUUAGAGACACCGAUGAUGAAAGUGAAAAAUGUGUCUGGUGAUGAUGAUAAUGUAUAUGUUGGCAAAACCAGGUCCAAGUCCAAAUUCAAAGCCAAAGAAAGUGUGAUUAUUGAUGAAGAAAAAAUGCAAUAUGUUCAAGGUUUAGGUGUUGAUGAUGAAAGUGGUUCUUCUAUUCAAACAAAACAGAAGGAGAUGAAGAGUUCAGAGAAACAGAAAAUCACAGAGAUGAAGGGAAGGGAUUAUAAAAGUAGAGCUAAUGCCGGUAGUGGCGAGAAGAAGGAAUCCAUGGAUAAAAAUGGUUUGAAUCAGAGGGGAAAAAGCACAGUUUUUAGGCCGAAGGAGUUGCGUUUAGUGGAACUCCUUGCUGAAUACUAUUGGGGAAACAAGAAUAAUAAAACUCAGAAUGAUUCACCUGUGUUGGAGAUGAAAGAUGUUAUUCGGCAUGAUAAACAUCCACCACCGAUUUGUAACGAGACAGCUCCAUUGAUAUGGAGCCUUAAAAAGGUGGAGAAAGUGCAAAAGACCAAGAACGAGGAGGAGGAGGAAGUACUAUGGGAUCAAAUAGAGACAACCCUUAGAGAACUUGAAGCUGAAUCCAUGAUUGGACAUUUGGGGAACAAUGAAGCUGCUCAGGAAAAGAUUGGAAGUCCAUUCUCAGACUGUGAACAUGACAUCUAUCUCGACGAAGAGAUUGGUGUAUAUUGCAGGCGGUGUGGUUGGGUUGUCACUGAUAUUAAAGAUGUCUCACCACAAGUGGUUGAUAAAUUUCCCUAUGAAGGUUCGGGACAAAGGGCUUCGUUUGGUGAUGCAAAUGUCUCACAUUUUCACGACUCGCAGUUCAGUGUUUCUGAUCAUGACUCGGGGACUACUUUCUCUCACGAUGAAAGAACAGUUUGGGACCUAAUUCCUGAUGUAAAACAGACCUUAUAUUCUCACCAACAAGAAGGUUUUGAGUUCAUUUGGAAUAAGUUAGUAGGAAACAUCGAGCUUCAAGGGCUAAAGAACGCCAAUCUUCAAAGGGAGGGUGGUUGCAUUAUUUCUCAUGCUCCUGGAACUGGAAAGACAAAGCUGACAAUAAUGUUUCUCAAGGCUUAUUUAAAAGUUUUUCCAAAAUGCUUGCCGGUCAUUGUGGCUCCUGCUGGUUUGUUGCUUACUUGGGAAGACGAAUUCAAAAAAUGGGACAUAGGUGUUCCAUUUCACAAUUUGAACAAUCUUGAGUUAUCUGUUAAAGAACAUGAUGAUGUUGUAAAUGCAACUAACUGGUCUAAUACACGGCGGCAUAGUACGGACGAGACACGAAUGGCUAAACUGGUUUCAUGGUUCAAAGAAACGAGCAUCCUAGGAAUCAGUUACAGUUUGUUCAAGGAGCUAGCAGGUGGAGAAGGUGAAUGCAAAGAUAAGAAAAAGAAAAAACAGAAGAGAAAAGAAAACAGUUAUAUGAGAAAGGCUUUGCUUGAAGCUCCUGGUUUGUUGGUUCUAGAUGAAGGACAUACUCCAAGAAACGCAAGAAGUCGUGUUUGGAAGGUGUUGUCAAAAAUUCAAACAAAGAAGCGAAUUAUGCUUUCUGGAACUCCUUUCCAGAAUAAUUUCUUGGAAUUGUACAACACUUUCAGCAUAGUGAAGCCUUCUUUUCCUAACACGAUACCGCCCAAGCUGAAAAAGUUUUGCCAGAAACGUAAGAGAGCAGCAACAGAAUGGAGUUGGGAACCGGUUACUGGAAACAGUACAUCACGAAACCCUUCUAAUGAUAAGAUCAAGCAUUUGAAGUUGCUAAUGGAUCCCUUUGUUCAUGUUUACAAAGGCGCUAUUCUUCAAAAGAAGCUUCCCGGGUUAAGAGAUUGCGUGCUUCGUUUGUGGCCGGGUAGUUUUCAGAAACAAAUUCUUGAGUGCAUUAAAAGUUCUCAGAACAUAUUGCACUUUCAGCAUAAGCUGAUACUGGCAUCGGUCCAUCCGGCUCUAUUCCUCGAAUGCAAACUUUUGGAAGAAGAAGAAUCUGUUGUCGACAAGGAACAGCUUGAAAAACUUAGAUUGGAUCCAUAUGUCGGUGUCAAAACAAAAUUUUUGGUGGAGCUUGUAAAUCUUUGUGUUGCUGUUAAUGAAAAAGUUCUUGUCUUUAGCCAAUUCAUCCCCCCUUUACGCUUAAUUGUUGAGCAAUUAAACUCAAUCUUCAAUUGGGCCGAGGGGAAGGAAAUACUCUACAUGGAUGGCACGACUGAUCUGAAGGAAAAGCAGUCUUUAAUCCAUAACUUCAAUGAUGCAAACGGCCAAGCUAAGAUUCUACUUGCAUGUACGAAAGCUUGUUCCGAGGGAAUUAGCUUAGUUGGAGCCUCAAGGGUUGUGCUACUUGAUGUUGUAUGGAAUCCUUCUGUCGAGCGACAGGCUAUCAGUAGAGCAUAUAGGAUUGGACAAAAGAGAGUUGUGUACACGUACCAUCUGCUAACGCACGAGACUUUCGAGUGCGUCAAAUAUUUUAAACAGGCUGAAAAGGACCGGUUGUCUGAACUAGUAUUUUCAGAUAAUGACAAGGGCAAAAACCGUGCGGUGAACUUUGAAGAUGGUAUUCUUGAUCUAAUGCUUCAACACGAAAAACUUAAAGACAUGUUUUUUGAGUGUGUGGUACAGCCGAAGGAAAGAGAUUUGGUCGAGAGUUAUUAUUAUUGA
Vicia faba (fava bean) is the source of this 4485-nucleotide messenger RNA. Lineage: Eukaryota; Viridiplantae; Streptophyta; Magnoliopsida; Fabales; Fabaceae. The record is from the annotation of a GenBank genome assembly.